Molecule: messenger RNA, 1092 nt
Organism: Vanrija pseudolonga
Lineage: Eukaryota; Fungi; Basidiomycota; Tremellomycetes; Trichosporonales; Trichosporonaceae
Gene: Crym
Product: Ketimine reductase mu-crystallin
Exons: 2
Coding region: 20-1075 (351 amino acids)
Cellular component (GO): cytoplasm
Source: RefSeq, a predicted model, not a curated record
CCCACACACACCAGCCAAAAUGUCCGAGAGCCUCACCAUCAUGACGCGCGCCCAGGCGGACGCGGUGCUCGCCGACCUCGACCUCGAAGCCGCCAUCAAGGGCCAGGCCGACGUCUUUGCCGCGUACUCGGCUGGCGGGACCAAGCCCGGCGCAGACGGCAUCGCGCCGAUCCAGACCCCCAUGCGCCAUGUACUGGCUAGCCCCGACGUCAACAUGCUCUUCAUGCCUGCUCGUGCGGUGGACAAGACGAGCAUCAAGAUCGUCAGCGUGCCCAAGCGUGGCGGCGACGGCCUGCCCGGCUCGACUGUCAUCCUGGACGAGGUGUCGGGCCGCGUGAGGGCCAUCAUCAAUGCCCGCAGGCUUACGGCGUUCCGCAACGCUGCUGGCUCGGUGCUCUCGUUCCGCGCGAUCGGCAAGACGCAGACCCCUCGCCGGCUCGUGCUCUUUGGCGCGGGCGGCCAGGCAGACGCCCACGCGCUCUUCUUUGCGAGGGCAUACCCCUCCCUCAAGGAGCUGGUUGUUGUCUCGCGCAAGUCGACGCCGCGGUCGACCGCGCUCGUGGCCAAGCUCACCAAGCUGUUCCCCGCCGUCGCCGUGUCGGAGGGCAUCGCGAGCUACCCAGACACAUCGUUCGACCUGAGCGCCGCGAUCAAGGGAGCGGACAUCAUCGUGACCAUGACUUCGUCGACCAAGGCGCUCUUCGCCGCGGCAGACGUCAAGGCCGGCGCGCACAUUGUGCUCGUGGGGUCGUACAAGCCCGAGAUGCGCGAGGUCGAGGACGAGCUCAUCCAGCGUGCUGGGACGAUCCUCGUCGACUCGGCCGAGGCGUGCGGCCACGAGGCGGGCGAGCUGCAGAACGUCGCGGAGGAUAAGCUCGUCGAGAUUGGAGCUGUGGUCACUGGUACUGCUGAGGCCAAGGCCCUGCUGUCGCGCUUCACGUCUGACGUGACCAUCUUCAAGAGCGUCGGUCUCGGCGUGCAGGAUGUCGCUAUUGCCAGCCUGGUGCUCGACCAGGCCGAGGCAAAGGGACUCGUGUCGAAGAUUGACGACUACGACGCUGAGGGCGAGGAGUAGGGCGGGGUAAGGAGCAG